This is a messenger RNA of Periconia digitata, 485 nucleotides long. The record is from the annotation of a GenBank genome assembly. NCBI's taxonomy places the organism in Eukaryota, Fungi, Ascomycota, Dothideomycetes, Pleosporales, Periconiaceae.
UACGACAUCCUACCUACUUGUCUCAAAACGAAAAUCAUACACAAACAAAACUUCACGCGAUGCACAACACCUCAGCAACCGGAAUGAAAUCAGCUCUUCUAUCGGGCGCAACAGUUUCCCUUAGCGGUGCUGUCCUAGCUGGAGCAUUCUCUCUCUUUACAGAAGGAGCACACACACCAUCUUUAUACGCAUACCAAAUCGACCGCAUACCGGAAACAUUAGCCAUCAUUCCUUUGGUUGAUGCUGCAAUCGGCACGUUGCUGUUGUUCCGAAAAACAAGAAUAUGGGCGGCGCUCAUCUGUACCUUGGACCAAGGUGGGGGUAUCGUGAAAAGGCUUGCCGAGGGGAAAAGUAUCGAGUCGGAUUUAGGUAUCUUUGCGUUGGCCGCAGGAAUUGCUGUUUUGGCAUGGUUCGUGGAGCAUUGCGCGGAGCAAGUGAACUUCAAGGUCAAUGUGACGAGAGUGGGGUAUAGCAACACUGUUUGA